AGCAAUUGGCGCCAAUUUUCUUUGUUCUGCAACAUUUCUUCUCUCGCACUGAAACACUCAACGUUUCAUUUGAGAGAUACGAAUUUAGUUGGGGGGUUGCCUUUAUAGCGAGUGGUCAUCAUGACCGGAGCGGGAGGUUUACGUUUCUUCAAACCAACAUAGAAGAAGACCAAUUCAAAUACGAGUGAUUUAUUAUCUUUUUUUUUUUUUUUUUUUCAAAUCUUUUUUUUGGGGGGGAGGGGGUCAGCUGAUUGUAUCGUCAUCAUUUAAGGAAUUGGAGAAUUUGUUUUUGUUUUUAUUGAAAAUGCAAAAUCUCAAGAAAAGAGUGGAUAGCUGGAUGGGGAAAAGUAACAACGCAGAUGGGACCAGCAGCGUGCCGCUUAACGAAGUGACGGCGCUCAAUAAACCACCGGUGUCGCGAACGCUGUCGAACGAAGGGGAGCCGCGUGAAACGUGGAACAAGAAGGUCGAUUUCUUGUUAUCCGUCAUCGGUUUCGCCGUCGAUCUCGCCAACGUCUGGCGCUUUCCCUAUUACUGCUACAAGAAUGGAGGAGGUGCCUUUCUCAUUCCAUACGGAAUCAUGCUGUUCGUCGGUGGCAUACCGCUCUUCUACAUGGAACUGGCUCUCGGUCAGUUUUACAGAAAGGGUGCCAUCACCAGCUGGGGCAGGAUCGUUCCGCUCUUCAAAGGCAUUGGAUUUGCUGUCGUCCUCAUCGCUUUCUACGUGGACUUUUUCUACAACGUCAUCAUCGCCUGGGCGCUACACUUCUUUUUCGCUUCGUUUACCAGCCAAUUACCGUGGACCAGUUGCUCCAAUUCGUGGAACACGCCUCAGUGCGCCGAGGUAAAUCACGAGUUCAACGGCAGUUUUUACAUCGUCAAUAAUCGUACGAACAUCAGCCAGACGAACAUCAGCGACCCUCUAUCGGAUUUCGAGAGCCAAACCGAAUUGAAUUCAACCCAACAGGCAACUAAUUACACGUCAGCCGCUUGGGAGUACUUCGUGCGCGGUUUGCUGGAACUGAAUCAGAGCAAAGGCAUCGACGACCUAGGCGCCAUCAAAUGGGACAUUGCGCUCUGUCUUCUAGUCGUCUACUUGAUUUGUUACUUCAGUUUAUGGAAGGGAAUUUCCACUUCUGGCAAGGUUGUCUGGUUCACGGCGCUCUUCCCUUACGUCGUCCUCUUUAUCUUGUUGGUGCGUGGAAUCACGCUGCCGGGCUCGGCCGAAGGCAUCCGCUAUUAUCUAUCGCCCAACUUCGAAGCCCUCAAGAAAGCCGAGGUGUGGGUCGACGCAGCCACGCAAGUCUACUUCUCCCUUGGGCCCGGCUUUGGCGUCCUACUGGCGUUUGCCUCUUACAACAAGUUCCACAACAACGUUUACAAGGACGCUCUUCUGACAUCUUUAAUCAACUGUUCGACGAGUUUUCUGGCCGGCUUCGUCAUCUUUUCCGUGCUCGGCUACAUGGCGUUACGGUCGGGAAAGCCCAUCGACCAGGUGGCAACCGAAGGACCGGGCCUAGUCUUUGUCGUUUAUCCGGAAGCCAUCGCAACGAUGCCCGGAUCCACAUUCUGGUCGUUGCUCUUCUUCAUGAUGCUCAUGACACUCGGACUGGACAGCUCCUUUGGCGGAUCGGAAGCUAUCAUCACCGCACUGAGCGACGAAUACCCCAUCAUUGGGCGGCAUCGUGAAAUCUUUGUUGGAUGUCUCUUUAGCGUCUACUUUGUCGUCGGAUUGGCUUCCUGUUCUCAGGGCGGUUUUUACUUUUUCAACCUGUUGGACCGCUUCGCCGCCGGCUUUUCUAUCCUCAUCGCCGUUCUCUUUGAAUCCAUCGCCGUGUCCUGGAUUUACGGGAUCGAUCGCUUCUGCCAAGAUAUCAAAGCGAUGACCGGUUUUUGUCCUGGAAUCUAUUGGCGGGUCUGUUGGAAAUUCAUCGCUCCCAUCUUCCUCAUGGGCAUUAUCGGCUACGGUUUAUGGGAUUACAAGCCGCUGGAGUACGAUGGAUAUGUCUAUCCGAUGUGGGCUAACUUAUUGGGAUGGUGCAUAGCAGGUUCCAGCAUCGCCAUGAUACCUACCGUUGCCAUUUAUCAAAUAAUCAUCACACCUGGAACGUUCUGUCAACGAAUGAAACUACUGGUGACGCCGUACGUCGUUCAACAUGAUUCGAUGAUUGUGGUGGACAAUGCCAUAACGAACGAACGACCGACGACUUUAUUGAUCAUCGAUGAGAAUUUCAAGGCAACUUCCACCGAUCGAAGCACCUACGUCUAAUUUUUGGGGGCUGCCAGCUAUUGUUAGCAAACACGAACGAGAGUUCAAUUCGAUUAUUUUCGGUACGAAGAGCCACGCAUAGGCCAAAAACAAAAUAUAGCAAUCGACGUUUGCUAGAUUUAGUCGAAUUUCUAUACCCACGAGAGGUGCAUGUCGUCGUUGUUUCUUUUUUUUAUACUAUCACAGCGUCUAUCUUUAAAUGGUAUUUUCUUUUUUUUUUUUUUUUUGGCCAAACCGGUACGCAAUUGCAUUUUAGAAUCGGCAGGAGAACUGAUUCCAUUAAAAUGCCGUGUAGUUAAACGUACCAAUUAUUUUAAAUCGACAAGUCAAAAUUACGAUUGUGGUGUCGUUGAUCUUAAUUACUCGCUAUUUAUUCUAGUUCUUUUUACUAUUGCCCUUCAACUUUCCAUGUCCUCUAUUUGUACGUCUUUUGUUUGUUUGUUUUUCAAACACACACAGCCGAUGACUUUUGUUGGCGUCUAUUUCAAUGUCACGUGUGUUAGCGCUGCAAUUUGUCGUUGUUUCGCAGUGUCUAUUUUGUAAAGGAACUUUUGAUUUCCAUACGUCAUGGAUAUCUAUAAAAAAAAAAGUCAUUUUCCCCAUCGCUACAUUUUAUGCCCGCAAGCAGCACGUUAGCAUUGGCAUUCCGCAUACAUCAGCCAGUAUCCGGAAGGCCAACGUGAUUUUUGUCCGUUUUUCUAAAAUCCCCGAUGAUAAUUAAAAAGACACGUUUUCUUAAUUGAUUUGUUUUGUGCGUGAGUGUUAUUGAUUUCUAACCAUCCCCCUCUCAGUCACUUGUCA
This is a messenger RNA of Daphnia carinata, 3070 nucleotides long. It is a transcript of the gene DAT, whose product is annotated as sodium-dependent dopamine transporter-like. Gene Ontology annotation, biological process: sodium ion transmembrane transport; dopamine uptake involved in synaptic transmission. Gene Ontology annotation, molecular function: dopamine:sodium symporter activity. The record is from RefSeq and is a predicted model, not a curated record. Gene Ontology annotation, cellular component: presynaptic membrane; neuron projection; neuronal cell body membrane. The coding region runs from base 305 to 2269 and encodes 654 amino acids. NCBI's taxonomy places the organism in Eukaryota, Metazoa, Arthropoda, Branchiopoda, Diplostraca, Daphniidae. The transcript has 16 exons.